AUGGAUGGACUACGUACCUUGUUUAUAGAGGCAAAAUGGAUCACCCAAGAUGAUCCCAAAAAUCGGUUGAUCUUCUCUUCUUUUAUAGAGAGCCUCUUUCAAUAUCUUGCUGCUUACGAGGAUAUGAAAUUCGAAAGGGAAAAGAAGUACUUGCUUUUGAGCAUAGACAAAGUUGCCAUUCAUUUAUCAAGCGCCCAAAUGCAAAGCGCAAAAGAACUGAUUGCAGUCUCGAAAAAGCUAGCGGCAAGCGAUUUCUUACUUGUCCCCACAGAUUUAGGCGAUGCUGUAUCGAUGGACCUCACGGCGUUGGAUAAAUCGGUAUAUAAUAGCGUGAAGGAGAUCAUUAUCAAGCACAUUUUGAGUAUUAUACGAGGGAAACGCUAUUACAAGAGGAGCAUCUUCAGGUUCAAGAAUGGCAACAAGAAAACAACUCAGAAAGAGCGACACAAUAUCAAUGCAACAACUCAACCACUGUUUUCUGUAAUCAGUUUGCACCAAAUCAUUGAAGAAAUUAUCGAUACGCUUUACCAUGCAUUUAUUGCAGACAGGAGCGAACCUUUACAUACAGCAUUGUAUGGCUUGGAAGGAUCCAAAGAAAUUCUCAGAGGAUUGACAUUUGGGACUUUCAUGGAUGGUUUACUGACUGAUGCGAGCGUCAAGGAGUUUAUCGAUCAACUGGUUUGUGAAGUAAAAGGCAUACAUAACAAAUACAGCAACGUUCAAAGCUCUCCUGACGGAAUCCAAGAUGUUAUUUUGCAUUGUCACUCUAAAGCCAAUGGCUUUUACAGGGAGGUAUUUCGGGUUGCUCUGCUCGGUGCAAACUUUGUGGAUGCUCAAGCUGAUUUUAUCAGUAACACUGAAGAGAGUCGAGAUAUCAGCUUUGGUGCCAUGCAAAAACCAAUCAAAAUGAUCCAGAUUGCCAAUGCACUGUUGCCGCCCACUGUUUGGAACGGAGAAAGCUACGAACAAGUUGAAUUGGUGAGCUACAGCAGCGGCGAAGACGACUUGCUGCCACCAAACUCGUUUUAUGCCCAAGCCUCUAUCAAUAACAAUCAUAUUCGUUUCAUUCUGAAUAAGGUUAUUGCCGUUUCUUCUGCCAAUGACACUAUACAAAAGUCGACCUUUACCGUAAAAGAGAUGUCUGUGAAGCUAGAAGGCAUCUUUGGCUCAGUCUGCGACAAUAUGUGGAACCAUCUAAUGAUGCCUGAAUGCCAGGGAGAGAUUACUCGACAUGCUCGCUGCGACACACAUUCGGCAGGGGAGUAUUCUGCAGCAAACUAUCGUUUCUUCAAGUGUUCGAUACAGAAGAUGACUGAUGAGCUGCUACAGAAAAGACAGGCUAAAUAUACUAGAGAAUUCGACGUCUAUCACGCCAUCCCUACUAGCAAGGAAUGUGCUUGUUCUUUCCAGAUAUCCUUCCGCGCUCUAAUGAACAUAGGGCUACAACCAGCCAUUAGCCACAUUGCCACCAUCAUUGCAUCAUCGCUCGCAUCAAACAGCUUUUUUGGCCUUUACACUCUGUCUGCGUUGAUCAUCAUGGAUGAAUCUAGAGAAAUGAUUAUCCAAGAUCACAAUGAUACCUUUAAAAAGACAAUGCAGAGCUGUUUGAAAGCACAUAACAGAAGAGCCGCUGUGUUCUAUGGCAAAGAAGCAGUGUUGGCUUGUGGAUCACUGGGGAACUGGUGUACUGGUUUGCAACAAAUCUUUGGGAAGGGGUCUUAUUCACAAGUAUCGAGUUCAGGCUAUCUACUAAGGUUUUCCAGCUUACGAGUGGAUGGCGCCGACGGGGGACUUAGAGUGUAUAAUUAUCACUCCAAUUCACUCAAGCAAGGUGACUUUGAGGAGAGACCAAACGAGUUUGUUAUCCUGGAAAAGGGCCAUACUUUAGAUCCGAAUGGUUCCGUUUACGCUUUCUAUCAGAGAGACUGUAAUGUACAAACUUUGCAAUUGAGCAUUUAUAGCCUGAAUAGACACAAUGACAAAGUAUGCUAUCACUGCAUAAGGGGCCGUGGCUAUGUGUCUAUCAGCGUGCUUCUCCCUUUUACCAUCAGAGUUACUCCUCAACAUUAUUCAUCGUCGAUAGAAUUUGAACUAUCGUAUGUCAUGGAUGAUGGCGUUGUCUACCUUGACUCUGAAUCAUUCAGCCUCCAUGAAAAAUUAGUUUUAAGAUAG
This is a messenger RNA of Mucor velutinosus, 2172 nucleotides long. RefSeq names its product Mitochondrial outer membrane protein iml2. The record is from RefSeq and is a predicted model, not a curated record. The transcript is spliced from 4 exons. Bases 1 to 2172 code for a protein of 723 amino acids. Lineage: Eukaryota; Fungi; Mucoromycota; Mucoromycetes; Mucorales; Mucoraceae.